Messenger RNA from Aspergillus tanneri, 2262 nucleotides. Its product is annotated as putative ABC transporter. Lineage: Eukaryota; Fungi; Ascomycota; Eurotiomycetes; Eurotiales; Aspergillaceae. Gene Ontology annotation, cellular component: mitochondrion. The record is from RefSeq and is a predicted model, not a curated record. Gene Ontology annotation, molecular function: ATP hydrolysis activity; ATP binding. The transcript is spliced from 2 exons. Bases 1 to 2262 code for a protein of 753 amino acids.
AUGAUGCUAAGGCCACCUCUGCUGUGUAAGCGGCUUCUGAGGCCCUCAAAUGUGUUGCGCACCAUUCGGCUAAUCUCCUCCUUGACACCGCCGCUUAUUCGCAUUCAUGACGGUACAUUCUAUCAACACUAUCCAACUCCCGAUGAUGCCAGCGGCCAAAACCCUCCCCUCUUCCCAAACUUCAAUUUUGUCCUACCAUCCACCAAGACGGAUGCUCCCGAGGGCAAUGACGAUAAGUCCCUGCAGCAUUGGGCAGUGAUCGGCUCCACGGGUCGGACACAGCUUCUUGAAAUCCUCCGCGGCCAGCACGUCUGCCUUCCGCCCACCGCUCGCUCCUACCCUUACCUUCUGACAGAUGAGAUCGCCAACAAGGAUCCUCGCUUACGGUUAGUUGGGAAUGCUAUUCAGUAUAUUGGAUUCAGUGGGGAGGGAUCUGGGGCUAUUGGUGGCACGCGCGGCGCGUAUUUGAGUGCUCGUUAUGAGAGUCUCCGGGAAGAGACUGACUGGACAGUUAGCCAGUACUUGAAGGGUCAGACAUCCCUCAAUCCGUUGGAAGGGGAGGAGGACGAGAAAUUGCAUGGUGGUGAGUUAUUUGACCAGGUUGUAUCCGACCUGCGCCUGAGCGAGCUGCUUGAUAUGCCGGUUGCAAAUUUGAGCAAUGGUCAGACAAGGCGUACCCGCAUUGCGAAGGCCCUUCUCAGCAAACCAGAGCUGCUCUUACUAGAUGACCCCUUCAUGGGCCUCGACCCCGCCACCGUACGAGGCAUAUCCGGCCUGCUCCAGCGUCUUGCGGCGAAAUCUGACCCUCGCUUUGUUCUCGCCCUGCGGCCGCAAGAUUCCGUCCCGGAUUGGAUUACACACUUAAUAAUUCUUGGGCACUGCAACCAGAUUUUGUUUCAAGGCUCCCGAUCGGAGACCUACGAGGUCUUCGAUGUCUGGCGGUACGCAACUUCUUUCAAGAGGGAGGACCGCAGAUUUAACGAUGAUACACUGGCGAUAUACCGCAAAAGUAGGAAGGCCGUAGAAGCAGGCUACCUUGAUCGACAACUUUUAUGGGACUUGCAAAUAUGCGCACCAACAUCAUCUAGAAUAUCUCUGCCUUCCCGCGGGGGAGGAGAGGCGCUCAUCGAGAUGGACGGAGUUCGCGUGCAGUAUGGUGAUAAAGCCGUCCUUGGCGACUGGAAACAAAAUGUGAACAAUGAAGAAAAGGAUGGUUUGCAUUGGACCGUCCGUCGUGGCCAACGCUGGGUCGUUCUGGGAGCCAACGGCUCGGGCAAAACCACACUGCUAUCGCUUAUUACCUCGGACCAUCCUCAAACAUAUGCAUUGCCCAUCAAACUCUUCGGCCGAUCUCGCCUACCCGAGCCGGGAAAGCCGGGCAUCUCGAUAUUCGAGCUACAGUCGCGUCUGGGCCACUCCUCGCCAGAAAUUCACGCUUUCUUCCCGCGCCAACUCACCGUCCGACAGGCAGUUGAGUCUGCCUUUGCGGAGACUUUCCUGGGUAAGCCGAAGCUGGAUCACGAUCGAGAUCUCGAUGUGAGCGCAGCUCUACGAUUCUUCAAAGCCGAACUCGACCCCAAUGCAGCUGUGACCACCCGGGAGAAGGCACCGAGAGUGCCGGUAACAUCGAGGGCUUUCUUUCCCAAACUUGCACACAAGGUGACUGACCCAUAUGUUCCGACCGACUAUGAUGUGGAAUACGCCGAUUCGGUAAAGUUUGGUGAACUCAGUAUGGCACAACAGCGUGUGGUGUUAUUUAUUCGCGCCAUUGUUCACCGGCCGGAAAUCGUCAUCCUCGACGAGGCCUUAUCGGGAAUGUCGGCCUCCAUGCGUGACAAAUGUAUUCACUUUCUCGAGGCCGGCGAACACAUGGGUGAUCAGUCUUCGACCAUUUUGCGCCGCACGUCCGCUAAGGACACAUGGCUCAAAGGCUUCAAUGCCUCCGGCUCCACCAUCCGACAUCACGGUCUGUCGGAGGAACAGGCGCUCAUAAUGAUCAGCCACAAUCGGGAAGAGAUUCCUGACAGCGUUCGCCACUACAUGCGCCUUCCGUCCGAGCGUAGCGAUGGCCCGGAACCGUUGGAUUUCCGCUUUGGCGUUCUGGGAGAACAUAGCUCCAUGAAUCGCGAGGCUGUAUGGGAUCUAGCAUGGUCCCCGCCGUCAACAUUUGAGAAGUUUGCUCACCGCACGUCGAGAGAAGGGAAGGAUAGUUCAGAGAGGUCGCUUUCCGAUGAGGAAGUCUAUGAAUGGUAUUCCUUAUAG